AUGUGUUAUUGCAAAAAUUGCCAUACACAUCGAAGAGAUAAUGAGGUUUACCAAAGAGGUAGCCCGGCAAAGGAUUACGUUUUACCAUUGGGAUGGGCUCGAAUUCCUCUAAGAGUCGCUGACGUCCCUAGCAAACAUCACAUUGCAUUUCAUGGUACUGAUUCUGAAUAUGUGAAAAGCAUAUUGAAAUACGGUCUACGUAAACCAGGAGACAAGACUCCCGAUGGUGAACUGAUUGAAGAAAGACGGGGACAUUUUAACGAUGACAUGAAACCUGAGGGGUUCGAUACAAAACAAAUAUUUCUUUCUCCCAGUAUUAUAUAUUCCGGAAACCGUGCUUAUGCGAAUAUUAAAGAAUGGUAUGACAAGGAGUCUGGCACUAAGAAUAAGGCAAGAGUUGCAUUUCAGGCCUGGAUCAGACCUGGAUCAUACGAUGUAAACCAUCAUACAAUCAGUGCCGAUUAUCAGAUUGAUAAACACAUUCCAAACAGCGAGCUGGAAUGGUCCACCAAAGACAAGUCUGCCAUUAUCUUAAAAUACAUACUUGAAGAUACAAUCAGAGAUGCCGAAUAUUGGACAAUGAACAGCACUAGUUUACAUGACACUCGCAAAAAUAAGAUAAUUGUUGAUUCAAGUAUGAAUGUCGAAAAUUGGAGAUUCAAUAGAACGCGUCUUUAUGAAACUAGGUUUAAACUAUACCAACAUUUACUUAGAUACAAUUUUUCAGCUGAGUGGCGAUACCGUAAUUUCCUUGAAUAUGCUGCAAACAAAGACAAAAUGCAUUACAAACUAUGUAGUGUUGUUGGAAAUGGAGGUAUUCUCAAAAACAGUAGAUGUGGAGCAGAAAUCGACAAAGCCGACUAUGUCUUCAGGGCUAAUCUACCUUCAAUUCGUAAUUUCACGGACGAUGCUGGAAAGAAGACAAACUUGAGCAGUUUUAAUCCAAGCAUAAUUAGUAACAGGUACCACAACAAUUUAUCCGGAUUUAAGGAGGAUCUCGAUGCAUAUCAAGGUCUUAUAUUGUUUUCUCGGACUGAGACAAUAAAAGGAGCAAAACGUUCAUUUUUAUCAUAUGUAAUAGAGAAUACUACGUUAUCUGACUUGGAAGUUGAAUUGAAUUACUUAUUUGCAGUUGAAACAUUUUGGUUGUGCAAUAAAAGGGUAACUACAGGAUUGCUGUUGGUCAGCCUGGCGCUUACACGCUGUGAUGAGCUUAACCUGUUUGGAUUCUGGCCAUUUGAUACUGAUAAAGAGGGCAACUAUGUACCAUACCACUAUACCGAGGACAGUAAUUGGAAGGAGGCAUUAAAACUACAUAACAUGCCGUGCGAGUUUCAGAUUCUUAGAGAACUGCAUAUCAAGGGUGUGCUUAAGCUGCAUAUUGAAAAGUGUGAAUAGCGAGUAACAAGGUAAAUUGAAAUCGCUUCAAGUUAAUAAACAAUCUUUGAGGGGAAACAAGAUGAUGUAGAAUCAAAGGAACUUAAAUUAUAAUCGUGUAAACAAGCAAGUCGCGUAGUGCAAUAUGCAGGAAUGAUAUGCUGACAAUUGUACUAAACAGACGACUUCACAGGAAAUCACGUCAAACAAUGACGAAC
This is a messenger RNA of Saccoglossus kowalevskii, 1595 nucleotides long. RefSeq lists its product as uncharacterized. Gene Ontology annotation, molecular function: sialyltransferase activity. The record is from RefSeq and is a predicted model, not a curated record. NCBI's taxonomy places the organism in Eukaryota, Metazoa, Hemichordata, Enteropneusta, Harrimaniidae.